UUAAUGUUAAAAGUCUGUCUUGCCCGACAACUGAUUGAUGAUUGAGGAGAAAAAGAAGAAGAAGAAGAAUGGUAAUAGUUAUGGAUUUGGAAGCUCCGAAAUCCAAGUUUCAAAGUCUGUCGAUAUUCUUGUUGCUCUUUCUCCUUCCCACAACUCUCGCUGAUGGUGUCACUCCUGGGGAAGCUAAACAACUCAGAGACGAGGUGAGAGAAAUGUUUUAUCAUGCCUUUAAUGGAUACAUGGAGAAUGCUUUUCCACUUGAUGAAUUAAGACCUCUAUCUUGUGGAGGGGAAGACUCGCUUGGUGGUUAUGCCUUAACAUUGAUUGACUCUUUAGACACACUGGCUUUACUUGGUGAUUGGGAACGCUUUGCUGCUUCUGUUGAAUGGAUUGGUAAAAACCUUCGGUUUGAUAUAAAUAAGACAGUUUCGCUAUUUGAGACUUCCAUUCGUGUCCUUGGUGGUUUACUCUCGGCACAUCUUAUAGCAAGUGACUAUGCCACGGGUAUGAAAAUUCCAGCCUAUGACAAUCAGUUACUUCACUUGGCUGAAGACUUAGCCCGGAGAUUGUUGCCUGCAUUUGACACUCCUACAG
This is a messenger RNA of Morus notabilis, 594 nucleotides long. Its product is annotated as alpha-mannosidase I MNS4. The record is from RefSeq and is a predicted model, not a curated record. Gene Ontology annotation, biological process: mannose trimming involved in glycoprotein ERAD pathway; carbohydrate metabolic process; endoplasmic reticulum mannose trimming. The transcript is spliced from 5 exons. Gene Ontology annotation, cellular component: endoplasmic reticulum; membrane. NCBI's taxonomy places the organism in Eukaryota, Viridiplantae, Streptophyta, Magnoliopsida, Rosales, Moraceae. Gene Ontology annotation, molecular function: mannosyl-oligosaccharide 1,2-alpha-mannosidase activity; calcium ion binding. The annotation marks the transcript as partial.